This is a messenger RNA of Aureobasidium vineae, 1740 nucleotides long. The record is from the annotation of a GenBank genome assembly. Lineage: Eukaryota; Fungi; Ascomycota; Dothideomycetes; Dothideales; Saccotheciaceae.
AUGGACUUUAAAAACGCCUUCAACUCAGUCUCCCGAGCAGCGGUAGCCCACGGGAUCCUAAGCUAUGCCCCAGAGUUCUACAAGGCAGCUAGAUGGGCCUACAACGAGCCAGCAGCCCUAGUGAUGUAUGACGGCACGCUACAACAACAGCUACAGAGGUCAACCGGCUAUAACAGACCCCCUCCUAUCGUCCUAGCAUACCUAGACGACGUCUACAUCAUCUCAGGGCAACAGAUCACCCUACAACAACUAGAAGGCUACCUAGAAGACGCCCCUAUCGCCCUAAACAUAGAUAAGACAAAGACACACCCCCUAUCGGCAAUACAGACCACGGGAAUGAAGAUACUUGGCUCCUUUAUAGGGCCAGAGCCACGGAAGGCCGAAUUCCUGGCUACAAGGAUAGAAGAACUCCAGACGGUGCUAGAUAGGCUAAAAGACCUACCAAAACAACACGCACUCCUCCUACUUAGGGCUAGCACCUCUACACUACUCCGACACCUUCCUAGGACCAUAGGAUCACAAGGACUCCUGGCAAGAUUCCAAGACAUUGACACAAGACUCCUAGAAACCAUAAAACACCUUCAAGGCUCAGAGGAUAGAAGACCACUAGACCAGGACCUAGUAGCCCUCCCUACUAGGCUAGGAGGCCUAGGAAUACCUCUCUACGCGGAAGUGGCCGAGCUAGCCUUCCAAAACUCACAGGCUAUAGCAGACAUCACCCUACAGAGGAUCCUACCGCCAAAACUCUUCUGGCGCCUACCCCGAGCACCCUCGCCAGCCCCUAGCAACACUAGCCAAGAAGGCAACCUACAAGAGGACGGCCUAGAAGGGGACAUAGACAAGGCCACAGAAGAGGACACACAAGGUCUAGACGAACAAACCACUCUAGGAAGCCAGGAGCAAGAACAGGUACAAGAACAGGAACAGGAUCACUCCCAGGACCGCGGUAGAAGCAGGAAUAGAGCAAACCAACAACCACAACCAAGCCUAUCCUACCUCCCAGCCCAGGACACCCAACAACAGCCUAGCUUUCCCCUAGAACACCAACAACUAGACCCCACUAGUACUGGCCCUGCUAGAACCAUCUACCGAGCUGCAAUAGACAAGCUCAACAGAGCUCGACUGGCUAGAGUACAGCAGAAGCUCUCUUUACAGCAAGAGAACGUACGGAUCGAGAACUCAGCCUUCCUAGGCCGGAGAUGGCUAUCCGCAAUGCCUACCUCACAGCCCCUUCUACUCUCGGACAUGGACGUAGCCGCAGCACUUUCUAUUCGGCUUCUUACAUCCCCUGAAGAAGGCCAGGACAUCUGUAGACACUGUGAUAGGGCCUAUACCUUCGCCCACGAAGACGCCUGCCGUGCUAGGACUAGACAGACAAUUGUCAAACAUAAUAAGGUGUGCCAGGCGUUGACUACGGCCCUACAGACCGACCCACAAAACAAAGUCACCCUAGAGCCACAAGGAGACUACCGAGGAAUCCGGACAGACAUUAGAAUCGACAACCCUAAGGGAACCACCUACCUAGAUGUGUCCAUCAUUUCCCUAGGUAAGGAAACCGCUAGGAAGGACCCUAAUAGCACCCUAUCGGCCGCGGAAAGGGCUAAGAAGCUCAAAUACCAAACCCUAGGCCGAGCUUUUAAGCCGUUUAUCCUUAGCCAAGGAGGCCUUCUAGGAAAGGAGACCUCACAAACCUACAAAGAAUUCCAAAGUCCCUUGGUCCUAGCACCUCGGAGUGGCUAG